GCGCCCGGGGUGGGGCUCUGAACACCGUGGCUGGGGCGCCCUGCCCGCCGCUGCGCGCUUCCAUUGGCUGCCCAGGCCCGGGCGGGGGCUCCGUCUCCGGCCUCCGCCUCCCGCGGGGUCCACACUUGCAGCGCGGAGCGCGGCGGCCGGGCUGGACCUCGCUGGCCCUCGCUGGCCCGCGGCGCCAUGAGCUGCAGUCUGGACGCCGCGCGGAGCUUCCUGGAGCGGCUGGAAGCGCGGGGCGGCCGGGAGGGGCCCGUCCUCGCCGGCGAGUUCAGCGACAUCCAGGCCCGCUCGGCCGCCUGGAAGGCUGAUGGCAUGUGCUCCACCAAGGCCGGCAGUCGGCCAGAGAACAUGAGGAAGAACCGCUACAAAGACGUGCUGCCAUAUGAUCAGACACGAGUAAUCCUCUCCCUGCUCCAGGAAGAGGGACACGGCGACUACAUUAAUGGCAACUUCAUCCGGGGCGUGGAUGGAAGCCUGGCCUACAUUGCCACUCAAGGACCCUUGCCUCACACCCUGCUAGACUUCUGGAGACUGGUCUGGGAGUUUGGGGUCAAGGUGAUCCUGAUGGCCUGCCGAGAGAUAGAGAACGGGCGGAAAAGGUGUGAGCGGUACUGGGCCCAGGAGCAGGAGCCAGUGCAGACUGGGCUUUUCUGCAUCACUCUGGAGUCCCGUUCUGUGUCCCAGCUACAGUAUAUGUCCUGGCCAGACUGUGGGGUCCUCAGCAGUCCUGACCACAUGCUUGCCAUGGUGGAGGAAGCCCGUCGCCUCCAGGGAUUUGGCCCUGAACCCCUCUGUGUCCACUGCAGGUUCUGGAAAUGGGCUUCAGGAGGGUCUGGUGAGGCACAGGGGACAGGGCAGGGAGGGGAGUGCAGGGCAUGGGGCUAGUCUUGUAGUCUGAGUGCCUAUUUUGAGAAACCUUGCUCACCCCCAUGGACUGUAAUUGUGAGCACUUGUUCAGCAUAGACUCAGCUGGGGAAUAAGCACACAGCUGCUGCUCAACAAAAUGUAAGUGAUUAAAAAGGUUUUCCUUGCUCA
Molecule: messenger RNA, 1041 nt
Organism: Rhinopithecus roxellana (golden snub-nosed monkey)
Lineage: Eukaryota; Metazoa; Chordata; Mammalia; Primates; Cercopithecidae
Product: tyrosine-protein phosphatase non-receptor type 18-like
Exons: 7
Coding region: 187-891 (234 amino acids)
Biological process (GO): peptidyl-tyrosine dephosphorylation
Cellular component (GO): nucleus; cytoplasm
Molecular function (GO): non-membrane spanning protein tyrosine phosphatase activity
Source: RefSeq, a predicted model, not a curated record